Molecule: messenger RNA, 3811 nt
Organism: Gambusia affinis (western mosquitofish)
Lineage: Eukaryota; Metazoa; Chordata; Actinopteri; Cyprinodontiformes; Poeciliidae
Exons: 4
Coding region: 1051-2631 (526 amino acids)
Source: RefSeq, a predicted model, not a curated record
CAUUGUUGUUAAAUUGAAAUGCACCAUUUCAUUGUGUGGGCACCAGCUCAAAGACAUUGUGGAUUUGAUUUGUGCACAACAAAUUUCUUUGCCACAGGUUGCCUUUCUUGAAAUAAUAAUCCAAGAAUAUUUGGAAUCAAGAAAAUCUUUAUUUCCUGAAACUUCACUUAAACCAAAACAUCAUUUCUUGCGGCACUAUCCAGCCCUAAUUUUGAAAUUUGGACCUUUGAUUAGGUUGUGGACAAUGCGUUUUGAGAGUAAACAUGUCUACUUUAAAAGAUGUGCAAGGCAUUUCAAAAAUUUUAAAAACAUAUGCUUGACACUAUCAGAAAGACACCAGAUGUUUCAGGCUUACAUCUCAGCUGGCCCUAGAUGCAAUCAACUGCUGCUGGUCAAGGACAGUUGUGUUUUUUACUCAAGCCUCUACAGUGAUGAAAUAAAACAUGCAGUAAAAUACCUGGGAUUUUCUGAAAAAGACACAAGUAUUUCCACAGAGAUACAAUAUAAGGGAACAGUGUAUAAAAAGGGGCAUUUCUUGGUUUCAAAGAAUGAUGAGUAUAUGGAGUUUGGAGAGCUGGUUUUAAUUCUGAUUCAAAAUGAAACUGAUGUGUAUUGUGUUAUGGAUGUACAAACAGCUGUCUAUCAUCCUGAUUACCAUCUGUAUUCAGUGACAAAACAGACUUCAAGCACUUUGUGUAUUAACAUAAAUGACUUGGUUGACUUUUACCCUUUGACCUCUUAUCAGGUAAAUGGACAACAAGUUGUUCCUCUGAAACACAGUGUGUUUUCAAAAUAAAAAUGUCUUUAUAUACCAUGAUGGAAAGUCCACUUAAAACAGAUAGGUUGAUGUGAACAAAAAUAAUAAAGAAAAAACAGGGAGAGAAGUUUGACUAGAAAUUUAAGGAAGUACAUGACUAAAAAGUGUGAAUUGGGCACAAUAUUUUGUUUGACACUAAGUAUGAGUCUCUUUAAUUUGUACAUAGUUGAAUACAUGUUAUAUUAUGGUGAUCUUGUUUUUUUACCAUUAUUUUGUCUGAUUUUAUUCCAGAAAUGGCUGAGCAAACAUUUUUACGCAGCGCUAUCAGUGAAGUGUUGCCCGAUCUUACAGAGGCUUCAAAAGACAUUCUUGAGGAGACUUUACAGUCAAUUGGAGUAGAAACGUAUGAUGACUUCCAGUUCAUUGUUGAGGAAGACUUGCUGUCAGCAUUAAGACCAAUUCAAGCCAGAAAGGCACUUGCUGCUUGGAAAUUCAGAUGCCGGACCCCUGAAACCAGCAGGUCCUCAAGUAAUGCAUCACCAGAUACUCCUCCAUCACAGCCGUCUUUGUCCCCGCUAAGUGUGUCAUCAAACUCCUCCAGCAGCAACCAGUCAUCUGCAGCAGACUGGGUGGACACCUUUGAGAUACCAUGGGAAAAGUUCUCAGAAGAACUGAUGCAGGCAUUAGAGAGAGGUAAACGGCCAAGUCCAAAAAUGAGGAAGGAGAUGGUCAGGAUUGUGGUGUCUGAAAUGAUGCGAAAAAGUUCUUACUUGGGUAAAAGGAGUUCUACAGAGGUUGCAAAGAAGAUGGUGGCAAAAUAUCCAAAAUCUCUACAAGAUGUUAUCGAUGGAGAUGUCAUUGGCCCUGGCUAUCAUUCACUCGUCAAACAACUUCAAUAUCGAAUUGAGAACGUGAAGCGAUCUACAAUGCCUAAAAUAAGAAAGCGAAAGCGCUGCUCUGAAAACUCUGACACAGAUGAAAUUCCUCAGGAACAGAGAGCUGCAAUUCAGGACACCUAUGGGUGUAUCAACUGGAAUGUAAAAUUCCUUCCUCUUGGAGAAACUGCUGAAAGUCAGCAACAGAAGAAGGACAAGCUCAAGAUGAUGUCUCUGCAGAAGGAGGCCAAUCCUGAGGAGAUGAAACAAUUACUGAGGACAACUUUCUACUCACAGCGCAAAGAUAUUAACCAGGGGAAAAGCAUUCAAGAUGUCUUGGAAGCCUGGCCUGUUUUAUUUCAUGACAUUGGGAUGGCUGUACACUACAAGGAACUUACUGGACUUGGAUUGAAGGAAACCUUCAUGAGGAACAUGGAUAUGAAGGGAAAAAGACUGCUGAACUACAUGAACACUGUUUGUGUGAACAAAAACAAAAGGUUUUUCCAGGCUCAGACAAAGUUGAAGAUGUUAAAGGGAGAACUGGACGGUUACUCUGAAGAUGUUAAAGAGCUGAUGCUCCUACUUCUCUGCUACUUCAAUGAAAAUGAAGAAGCAAUGUUCUUCUGUGUGGAGGACACAUGCCUAGCUGAAGAAGUACAGAUGGAGAAUGUCUCCUUGACUCCCACUAUCAUUGUGUGUGGUCAAUCCUGCUUCCAUGCUAAACGAUUCAUGCUGAGUGUGGAUCAACAGAUUGGAAACAACAACAUCUCCUGUUUUAUUUCUGCCCUCUGCAUGAUGUUUGGGAGCUAUUAUUGUUUUAACAUACAUUAUCCAUCGGGGCUGGCGUCUACACUGGAGUUUCUGCAGAGGUGUUUCUUCUCAAUCAACCCAGACAAGGGCAGUAAGGUGGAAGAAACCCGUAAACCCAGACUGCAUGUGAACCCCCGUGUACUCACCUUGAUCCAGGAACUUUCGGAUUAUGAGUGGCGUGAUGUUUGAGAAAGGACUAAAGUCAGUGAGUUAUCAGGACAGUGUUUAAUCUUAACAGAGCUGAAUAGAUUUGUAAAUGUAUGUUGCAUCUCACACCGUGUCUGCUGAAGUUAAAAAAGUUGAAAAGACAUAUUUAUAUUUGUUCAGUGGUUAAAUUUUGCUCCAUGUCAGAAAGGACAAAUGAGAAUUUCAUUGAAAAUAUGUUUUCAAUUAAAAUGUUUAUUUGUUUAAAAAAAAAUUGAAUUAUUAUUAUAGAUACAGUUUAUAUUGGGCUUCCUUGUGUUUUUAAUUUGCAUUUAACUGGUAAAUGUUUGUUGAAAUUUGAUGUUUAUAGAUAUUUGAAAAUAGAAUUGUUUCUAAAAUAAGAAAAACUUUUGAAGCAAACAAACAUUAUUAUUGAAAUGUAUACUGGAAAUAGAAAUUUAUUGUAUGUUAUAAUCUUCAAGCCCCCCCUCCAAAAAACAGGGUGAAAGUUGGUUCUCAUACUGUUUCUGAUAAAAUUAAAAAGGUUGAAGAAAUUUAUAUCUAUUCAGCAGGUGCAUUUGCUUCAUGAUGUUCAGAAAAGAUGUUCAGAACUUCAUUGAAAAUAAAUAUUUCAAAGGCAUGCAAGUGUAUGUUUAUUUUUUUAAGAUUAUCAUAGAUACAAUUUAUAUUGGGCUUCCUUGUGUUUUAAAGUUUCCUUUAAGUGGGAAAUGUUUGUUGAAAUGUGAUGCUUAUGGAUAUUUAAAAAUAUAAUUAUUAGUAAAAAGAAAAAAAAUUUAAAGCAAAUUUCAGUUUUUCAGAAAGUAUUAAAAAAAUGUUUUAAAUUGACAUUUUAACAGUUUUAAUCUGUUAUUCAAAGGUAUUUUAUCAGUAGGACUAACUGAAGUUUUUUGUACAACAAACAAAAACUGGGUAAAUCUUACUGGAAAUUUUUUUUUAAAUAACAGCAUUAUUAUGAUAAUUCAUCAGAAAAAGUUGGUUAAAAUUACUUGAUAAAACUGUUUUAUUAACAAAAUAACCCUGUUCAAAUCACAGUUAAAAUUUGUGCAAAACUGUGGGACAAUCUGUUUAUUUCACAAUUUAAAACUGUAGUAAUUACUGUUUGGUCAGUAAAACAGUUUACAUGUUCACUGUGUUUUUUACUGAAUUAUUCUGGCAACCACAGCUGCCAGUUUUUUAUUGUAAAAACAACGGAAUUUUUUUUACA